Molecule: messenger RNA, 549 nt
Organism: Anthostomella pinea
Lineage: Eukaryota; Fungi; Ascomycota; Sordariomycetes; Xylariales; Xylariaceae
Source: the annotation of a GenBank genome assembly
AUGGAGGCCGGUAGCUUCAUGACGCUGACGAUGAGUUUCACCUGUGGGCACCCUAUCGAGUAUGAUAUCGAAUGUCACACUGACUUGGAAGGCUUGCUAGGAGACCUGAGCAUCGACCGUGACCGACUGGCUGAGGGCACUCACCCAUGCGCUAGCUGUGAUGCCGAGAACGGAAAAGUCGCGCGCGUGGAGGUGCUUCUUGGUCGAGUUGUUGAGCAAGCGCUUAGCAGGCCAGAGUGCUAUUCACACCUGCGCAAGAGACUUCAAAAGGCGGUCUUUGUUGAGCUUGUACAAGCAACCUAUCAGCAGUACGACGAUGAGCUGACAGCGAUAACCAACAAGUAUUGGAUUACGGCAUUCGAGAUCUGGGCCGCUCUGUCUGUCGAGUCCCUCACAGACGAUGAGCUCAAGGUGCUUGUUCAGGACGUCCAAGAAUGCUUCGGCUACGGCGGUAUCGAUGGGAUCAGCCCAGCGUAUUUAGUCGUGUCCGACAAGCUGCUCAAGGCGUACCUGAAGGCGCAUGGCCCAUCUGUAGUGUCGUGGAUGUAG